Molecule: messenger RNA, 765 nt
Organism: Tinamus guttatus (white-throated tinamou)
Lineage: Eukaryota; Metazoa; Chordata; Aves; Tinamiformes; Tinamidae
Source: RefSeq, a predicted model, not a curated record
AUGAACAUGGGUACUGCCUGGGUUGGGGUAGUGGGUGCAGACGACAGCGUGGUUACCACCUACAACGUCACAGCCGGCCAGGUCAUCUUCUUCCCUAGAAACACUGUGCACUGGGUGAAGAAUCCCCAGGGAGGAGUGGACUUCAUCAGGACGUUCGAGCAGCAGCCGGAAGACCAGGCAGUCAACCUGCCCAACAACCUGCAGGAGCUCGUGCACAACGCCAGCUACGUGCAGUCCCCGGAGCGCCUGGUGUGGCGGUACUUCUACGACCUCAAAGGGUCAGCCCAAUAUCCUUUUCCAGGAGGAGUCUUCCAGUGGGCUCGCUACCGCAUAAAUGGAACCGGGUUAAACGAGACGGAGAAAAUUUUUAGCGAGUCUCUGAAUCAGCAUGAAAACACCCUCACGUUGGCAACCCUGAGGAUAUUCAGCAACGGGCUGGGGCAGCCUCAUUUCCACUUCAACGCCAACGAGAUGGGCUACGUCAUUAGUGGCUGUGGAAAGGUUGGGGUCAUUGCGUCUGACGUCACGGCCAACUUCAACAUCGACAUUGGAGAUGUCAUCUUUUUCCCUGUGGGAAGCCAGCAUUAUAUCAAGAGCGUGUGCGAUGAGGACUUGCUCCUGAUCCUAGCCUACAGCACGGGCAACCAGCUGGAAACCCUCCGGAUGAAUGACUACUUCCAUAAGACAGCAGAUCACAUCCUCGCUCAGCUUUUCUUCAAGGAGCAGAAGGAAUUUCAAAAGAUCCCCCAGGCUUCUAAAAAAUAA